Messenger RNA from Penicillium brasilianum, 865 nucleotides. The record is from the annotation of a GenBank genome assembly. Lineage: Eukaryota; Fungi; Ascomycota; Eurotiomycetes; Eurotiales; Aspergillaceae.
GCAUUCGCUACGUUUGAAAGUCAGCUAUCGAAGUAUUAUUUCUCAAUCCCACCUAUCAACCAUAGCAAUGGCACACACCUUCUACGACGGGACAAUCCCCGUCCUCCAAUCCCUCCUCCGCACCCUCACCCACAUCCUUCAAAAAGCCUCCAACCCCACCAUCCCCACCUCCUCCUCCUCCUCCGCCCCGUCCGAGCUCGAGGCCAUCCUCUUUGCCGCCCGCAUCACACCGGACAUGUACCCCCUCCCCGACCAAAUCCGACUCGCAACCCAAUUCGCCGAAAACCUCGCCGCCCGCCUGACAGCACGGGACCCCGUCAAAUUCGACGGUAGCCCCACGACCUUUGCGCAGAGCUACGAGCGCAUCAACGCCGUGCUGAAGGCGCUAGACGAGGCAGACAAGGAGUUUGUUAAUGGGCAGGCUGACGUGCUUAGUCCGACGCAGGUUGGGCCGGGGGCAGUCAUUGACAUGAGCGGCAGUGCAUACGCGCAUAGGAUUGUGUUGCCGAAUGUUUAUUUUCAUGUUACGACUGCGUAUGAUAUUCUGAGGAUGAGUGGGGUGCAGAUUGGGAAGAGGGAUUACUAUGAGGGCUUCUUUCCGCAGUGAGCACGAAAGUGAGAGGGAAUACGUAUGGAAUCGUAUAUGGUUGGUUGGGAAAUGGACUCUGGGUGGAAUGGAUUGUUUUGUUCGACAUCGUAUAAGUUAGGAUGAGAGCCCGAGGGGAUCUCAUAAAAUAUGUCCGAUCUAGUGUUCAAUAUAGUGAUAUCACAAGCUUUCCGGGUCAACCUCGGACACUGUACGUACAUUAUCACGGGCGUGAUGCACGGUAGCUCAAUCGUGAUAAACACCUUGUAGACCUCCAUC